Messenger RNA from Erythranthe guttata (spotted monkey flower), 795 nucleotides. The record is from RefSeq and is a predicted model, not a curated record. Lineage: Eukaryota; Viridiplantae; Streptophyta; Magnoliopsida; Lamiales; Phrymaceae.
CCUAAUUUCAUCACUCAAUCGCCACUAAUUUUUUACCUUUUUCAAUUUCCGUAAAACAAAACAAAAAUCAUUUCAUUUUAUCCGUUCUUCAUUCACCCCAUCUCAGCAGCCAUGAAAACUUUCGAGAUCGGCGGCGGUACUACCCUUUCUCUUGCUCUCUUCGUCGACGUCACCAACUCCAAAGAACUUGUUGAUCUGAUGCAAACCGGAACUUUAGAUCCUGAAGUAGCAUUUCUCAAUGCUUCACUCGUAAGUUUAACUCGUCGUAAAAUCAACAUUUCCUUUUCUUUUUACAAUUUGACUAUGUUUUGGCAGAUGAUUGUGAUAAAGAGUCUUGUCAAGGGGACCGAAAUUGGCUUGGAGGAAUUGGAAAAACGGGCCGACCAAGCCCAAAUACAUAAGCACUACAAAAUAUCAGCAGUGGAAUUAGGGAUAUCUUCGCUAUCGGAUGCUAUGACAUGUAGGAUUGCUGCACGAGAUGCGUUGUGAGGAAACAUAAAAAUUCAAUUUCAAGUCUGCUUCGUAAUUUUUACCAUGAAUUUCCCCUUAUUUUAAGCCUGCUCGUUGUGUAAUGUAAGCAGACGACUUUUUGCAUUUUUUGGGUAGAUUUAUUGGAAUGUUUUAAUGAAACCAGAUCACUUUGUGUGCUUAAUUUGAGCCUAAAGUUUGUCUGAUACUGGCUGGGCUUUUUGUGUAAAUUAAAUGACUGUACUUGUAAUUUUAGAUCUUUUAUUAUUCUGUAUUUUUCUUUUACAUCUUAGUUUGCAUCUAUGUAGGAAUUAAUAAGGUUCUGUC